Westerdykella ornata is the source of this 2868-nucleotide messenger RNA. RefSeq lists its product as uncharacterized. The coding region runs from base 278 to 2494 and encodes 738 amino acids. The record is from RefSeq and is a predicted model, not a curated record. The transcript is spliced from 2 exons. Lineage: Eukaryota; Fungi; Ascomycota; Dothideomycetes; Pleosporales; Sporormiaceae.
CUCCAAUCUCGCCCGGUCCCACUUGCAGCCUUCGCAUUCUCUUACUCCUCCUUCUUCACCAUUAUUCUUCCCAAUUGCACCUCUGCUAUCCAUCCAUACCCUCCCUCUCCAGCCCACAUUGUUUCGAUGCAUAGCCCCUGACGGGAACCCCAGAGGCCAUCGCAAACAUCCCUUACGUGGUUCGCUACCUGUUCGCUACCGUGGCGAGUCCCGCCGCUUCGGCCGACCGAGGAAAACAACACAACGCUUAGAGAAAGACUCCCUCCUGGAAAAAAGAAUGCCAACCGACCUCCUUCCACCGCCUGGACGCUGGGACCGGAGCAGAUGGAUCACCGUCUUCAGCAGCCACAGUCCGACCAUCCGCGAAGUCACGGAAUGCCUGGGACUGGGCCUCUCCCCGACCGCCUCGACCACCAAUCGCGGAAUCCCAAAGUUUGACGCGCCCGAGUUCAAGAAGCUGUCGAAUUGGGUCCAGCAGCUCAGCAAGGAACUGCCCCAGGAGCGCGAUGCCUUGCUCGACUUUGCCGCCAACCCCAAUUGCCUCGAGAAGGAGCUGGACGACCUCCUCGAGCAUCUGGGUCCCCAGAUAUGGGGGAGGGAUGCGGAUCGGAGCCGCCUGAUUACCCCGGAUCCCAUGAGGAAGACUUACUACAAGGACCUCUACUACGAAGAUCCCGAGGACAGAGAGAUUAUCAAAACACACCUCCAACGCUGGGUCGUCAUCAAGGCCUGCUACUGGAUCCGCAACAGGAAGCUCAAGAAGCAUCCUGUCGGAGAGGACAAUGAAAACGUCACGGAAAUGGACGUCGACUCUCCCGUCCAGAAGCAGGAACUAGUGGUGAACCGCCCGAAUUCAUCGCGACGAGCCAGUCUAAGUCCUUCACAGUCUCCUCUAUCUACUCCGCAGUCUGUGACUACUCCUGCGAAUGAAGGCACUGCCACGCCCGCCACCGAAGGAGGCGCGCAGCAGCCAAGAGCCCUACAGAAGCGCAAGAGCUCCGCCUUCAUGUCAGUAUCCGAUGAAGAGGGCUCUCCCGCUCCAUCCUCGGGUUCUCGCAAGCGCUCGCAUCAGAGCACCGCCUUGCCGAUUCAGAGGAAGAGCCCCCGAAGGUCGCUGGCCGCCAAACCCGGUGCAGAUGGCCUGAGACGUAGUCCAGGGCCAGACUCCUAUCUGUUGACUCGUCAUGGUAGCAUGACACCAGGUCCUGAUGCUGACAGGACUCUUCCGCCCAUCCAAAGUGCCGCUUUCAAUGGCAAUGCAAGACCAAAUCAUACCCCUCCUCACACUUUUGCUGCUAUCAACCGCCGACCAAGCGGCUCAGCAGACGCCGGAGCCAGUGCUCCCGGUACAUUGAGUUCGUCUGCUGGCCCCACGCUGCCUGCCAUCCACACAAUCUCUGGCCCUGUGUUGGCACCGCGCAGUGCACCGGCACCUGCUGCAAGCUCAGGAGAGCCUAGUUCGACUAUUGCGCCCGUCAACUCUGGGAGUUUCGCGGUGAUCAAGUCGAACAACUCGCCUAAACCCCCACUUGCCCAGCAACCGCACGGCUACUCCAGUCCUUAUAAUGGGACGGCAGAUCACCUCAUGCAAGAUAUCCGCGUCCCAUCCAACGGGCAUCAUGAGGCGGUAUCCCACCAGCCUCCACCUCAACGUGAACCUAGCCCCCCACGACCUUCCGCCGUGCACCCUCAGCCCCAGCACAGGACCGAUAUCUCCUUUGUAUCCGAGCAUAACCACCCGGCUCACAGAGUCAUCACGCCGAAGGCCACCCCGCCUUCUCAACACCCUCAAGCUUUUCAUUCUCACAGUAUACCGCCCGUCUCUGGUGUUUCCAAUUUCCAGCCCAAGUUCCACGCGAACGCUAUUCAACACGCGCCGAAUGGCCUUCCCGCACCCUACAUAGUUCCCUCUAAUGUGCCCAGCAAAGCCCCUACAAAUGGCCACCAUGCACACCACCGUCCCAGCCCCCGACCAGUGACCCAAUCCGAGAUGACGCUCCGCCAGUGCGAGCUCCUCGGCUACCUCAUGCACUUCUUCUUCCCGCGCGACUCGACGCCCUUUGACGAGAGCGUCCUGCUCCAGAACCUGCAGUACAUCUGGGAGCAAAACGAGCACAACUUCCGGCGACAAAUGGGCCCGCUCUUCGACCUCCAAGGCCGCGUGCUCGACGCCUGGAUCCAGGAGCGCUGGAAAAUCAUCCAACUCCAGUACGCCAUGGAAUCCAAGCCCGGGGUGCGCCCGUCGGAAAUGGUCGACCGCCUCCUCGCCAUGAACGACCUGCGCGUCAUGCGGCUCAAGUGGAAGGCCAUGAAGACGCAGGACGUGGGCAAUGUGGUCCUGUCGCCCGAGGAUCUGCUCUGCAGGACGUUCGCGACCAUGACCAAGACGGAGGGGACGGAGAAUCUGUUCAAGGAGGGGUUGGAGAAGUUGAAUGAGAGUGUGUUUGAGUUUUUGCGGUCCGAGGAUAUGAAGAUUUCGAUGAGUAAGCGGUAGGACUGCUUGUAUCGGAGGGGGGAGGUGGUGAAGGUGGUGGUGAGCGUUGAGAGAGUUGUAUCAUUGACUUGGGAAUCUAGGAUGGGCUGGGAUGGGAUGGACUGGGCUUGGCUUGGAUUGGAUUGGAUAUGGAUCGGAUUGGGCUUGGAUUUCACCUGUGGCUGGCUGCCAUGCCAUCAUCUUUCCUUUUGUCUGUGCGAGAUAUCCUCAAAAGCGGUGUUCUGGGUUCCGGCUUUUUUGGUUUGGUUUCCCUUCAUAUACCAGCAGCGGCCAGUUGCUUUCCGGCUAGCAUGUUUUUCAUAGCUGUUGAAUGUAGACUGCAGGUAGACAUUGUAAUUCGUAUAUUGAGGUAUAUGCAUCGGUGUUUCCAGGAG